AUGUACAGCAAAGACACAGACAACAAGAGCGUGUUAGAAAAAUACAAAAGUAAGAAGUGCAAUGACGACAGUAGAAGUUUGCAGCUCCCUGAUGACAUUCGUGAUGACAUGUAUGUAGUAACCAGCGAGAGCAGACAGCACACCUGUGGCUCUCGGAGGUUAACAGUCCUGGUUUCAACCAUGUCUCUGUACACUUUGAGUUUCCUGUGCGUCUUGGCCAUCUUUGCUCUUCAGGUGCCUGGUAACUUGGGGAAAAAGUACAUCUACAUACCUCCUGUGAAACCUAACAAUGGCUGGAACCCUUUUAAGCCUGUGAAACCUAAUAAUCGCCGGUAUCCUCACAAACCAUCUGGGAACUCUGGUCCGGGCUCUCCCAGGGGCUCCGGGGGCUCUCCCUCAAGCUCUUCCUCCGUGAAUCCCAGUGAGAUUGUGAACAAGCACAACAACCUGAGAAGAAGUGUUAGCCCUCCCGCAAGCAAUAUGUUGAAAAUGAGCUGGAGCAAGGAGUUAGCUGACAAUGCUCAGAAAUGGGCCGACAAAUGCACCCAGGUCCACAGCCCGCAAAAAAUACGUCAAAGUAAAAAUUUUGGAGAGAACCUGUACAUGUCCAGCGCACCAUCUAACUGGGACACUGUGAUCCAGAAUUGGUACGACGAGGUGAAACAUUGGAAAUAUGGAGUGGGAUCAACCAACAAGAAAAAAGCAGUCGGACACUACACACAGAUUGUCUGGGCCGAUUCCAACAAGAUAGGUUGCGGUAUGGCCACAUGUCCCAAUGCUGAAUACAAGUACUACGCCGUCUGCCAGUACUCCCCUCCUGGAAACUCGAAGUUUCGAUACAAACAAUAUCCCUACAAGAAAGGACGCUCUUGCAGUGCCUGUCGCGGUUCCUGUGAAAACAAACUGUGCAGUAAGUGGCAAAAACAACACUGAAUGAAUGGCUGAUUGGAGUUUGAGUUACACUUUAUAAUCUCAGUGUAAACAGUGAAUAGUAUUCAUGAGUAUUUGUAAUUGUAAUAUUUUUAUCAGUUAUAUCACAGUUCAGUGGCUGAAGCCUGUAUCUACCGCAAAUGUUAACAGUACUGUAUUUAAAGUAUUAUAUUCUAUUAUAUUAAAAUUUUUUAUAAUAUCUUUUACAAUAUUUUAUAAUAAUUUUAUGAUAAAAAAAGUUCUUUCUGAUCUGCUCCCAUUUGCCUUGUUAAAUCUUUGUUAAUGCAUUAUACUGCAAACACAAACUCGACCAUUCCUGUACAUGUUACAAAGUACAAGCCUUCCAUAGCCUUUCCGUGGACACAAUCCUUUCACUUGGUAACAAGGCUUUUAUCGUGAAAUGUCUAAAUGUUGUGUAAAAAGUUCAGAGACUUGUACUGAUCCACGACAGUACUUCAAAAUGGCAGCUCUCCCUCCUGAGUCACAGGCGCCCCCAGCACUUGUAGCUCACUACAAACUACAGUUUACAAAGGCUUUUUACUUUGUUGUUUUGGACACCCAAAAGCCUUUCCAGCCUGUCAAUGGACAGAAUCCCCUAAUUUUUAACUUGACUUUGAUUGUGAAAUGUUUGCAGGAACAUGUUUCUGAUGUUCAGUGAUUUCUACUGUUCUAUUAUGAUACUCCAAAUGCAGAUACUUCCAUCUUGUGGCACUUGGACAUUACUACCAACUAUAGUUUGGCUGAGACAUUAACACAAAUACACCUGUAUUGACUGAAGUAGGACUUAUAAUAAUACUUCAGAUGAAUGGUCCACAACAGCAAAGUAUUGAAAACAGCAAGAAACCAGUGUGUACUUACCGCUGUCCACACUCAACCUGAGAGGUGAUCAUGACCAGUGAGCAGAACAGAACACGAGUUGGAAGGAAUUUAGACUUUAUUUAGAAUUUAGAAACAUCAACCCUCUUGAUUUAACGCCUGGUAAAAAAACAACUAAUACUCUGAGUAGCGUUUUGCAAGAACACUUUUUACUUUUACUUACUGAUAAGUAUUAUCUUCAUAACUGUAGUUUUACUUGUAAAUAAGUGAUAUCUCAAUAAUAUAACUUCACUUGUACAUGAGUUCAGAUUCUCAGUACCCCUCCCACUGGUGGAAAAGGGUCACACAAUAAAAUCUCUGACUUAUUUUCAAUGUAGUCCUCAACCAAAAGAGACUAAAGAUGCAUAACUUAUCAUCAGAAGAGUCAUCACAAGUCAAACAGCAAAAACAAAAAAAUGUACACACAAAUUUUAACUGGGUGACUUCAGUGAGCGGCGCUGUCAUUCAUGCACACACUGAUCUUCUGUUUUCUCUUUUCUCUGUAGCAAGACGUUAAUCAGAAGCAUCAGCUGGGCUGCAUCCGUGAUGUCAUUUCUUGGUGCACAGCCUCGAUAAGCUGUGACUCAUCUGUCAGUCAGUUUCAAUAAAUAUACUCUGCAAUCAAGCUUGUGUGCCUCCGCUUUCAUACUUUAUUUGACCUGCUCAGCAGACUUUAAGAAGGAAAUGUAUUUUGGCACAGUUCCUCUCUUGACAAACACUCCCUGCCGAACCAGAUGCCCUUUGACUGUGCGUAAGGUGUCAACUCACAGAGAGGAAGGUGAGCCACACUUUACAGGGUGGAUCUGGCAGCAGCUGGGUGGAAAAGUUCAUUCCACAGUGUUGCUCCGAAGAACAAUCAUAAUUUGACACCACACAUGCCUGCUGUGGGUGAAAAUAAAGAAUACUAUGAUAUCCAAGAUUAAAGCAGUUUGAAUCCAGAUUUCCCGCAAUAUUUUGGUAGUGUGGGGAAUGGAUUAAUAUUUUAAAAAAUCCUUUGAAUAACAUCCAUCUUAUCAAGUCAUUUUAGUCUGAAAGUUAGUGCUGAAGUUAUUUUUAUUCAUCUGCCAGUUGAGCCAUUCUUCAUCUCGAAUCAGUAUGUUUCAAUAAUUCAGCCAUGGUGGCACAUUUCUUUGUCAUAAACAGGUCUAGAUAUUAUUAUCUAAUACAUAUUCAGACUACACUGCAAGUUAGAGAUUUUAGGACUCAAUCUUUGACAAAUGUUUUCAUUAUUUUUGCGCAUAUCUAUAAAGCAGUUACAAUCAGCUCCACUUGAACGAGCUGCUCACACGCUAAUGCCUCAGUGAUGAUAAUCCUGCAAUAAACGUGAAACUAUCAAGGAAGCAACCUUCAUUUUAAAGCAACAUUAUGUAGAAAUUAGCAUUUUGAGUGAAUAUAAGAAACUCUGUUAAAAAACUCUCUCUGUGACAAAUUCUUAAUCACUGAGGCCUUGUUGUAAAUUUUCGCACAUUGAGUUUGUUCUUUCUUUUGUAUGAAAAACAUAUAAUGUCUGUUUAGCCGCAGUGACGUACAUAUUUAUUUGCACAGAGUGGCGAGGUGAGAUCUGACCACAAGUGGUCACUUGGGAUGUAUGUCAACAUGCAUUCUGAUGCCAGGCCUGAAGUGACGAGCUGUCCCCCUUGUGAUCAGAUCGCCAAAGACACAUGAUAAAUGCCAAAGACAAACAACGUCGUAGCUUACAAUGAUGCCUUGCGGUGAGGAUGCCGAUGUUACACAGACCUGCCUGUUUGUCACAGAGACUCCGGUCUGUAGCGUAGCUCAUCCGCUGGAUUGACAAAGCUCUAGGCCUCAUGAUCACGGAAAGAUGUUGCACCCUGCUGACACUUCUGGUCAUAUUCCCAAGCUCCCUCUUAGCUCGUCCACAUGAGUGCCUCUCUCUCUUUCUCGCCCUCUGCCGAGUCUGCAUCAUACUUUGUUUUUCUCAAUUGAUGGUUUCUUGCACCCCUAAUUCCCGCCUCCACAAACAGUAGGAUGUCCCGAGUCGCAUCAGGUUGCAACUUUCCGUUCACAUCGCAUGCUUUACUUGCAUCUGAAAGAAGGAGACGCUCCUACUUAGCCACAUCUGAGGCUGAGCGAGUGUGCCUCCCCUCAGGGGUCAGCUGCACAUGUUCUGGCUGCACAGCAGGUUACUGGUUCUAACAAGCUUGUUUGUAUGAGUUAGGCUUAUGCAGUCUACUCUUGAGAAGCACAGAUGGACCUCCAAGCUCGCCAUGUUGGAAUUCAUCCAGACUGGAUCUUCUUAGGUUUUGUUUCCUGUUCUGAAUUUCCAUGCGGCACUCGCAGAAGAGGUUGUUUUCAUUUUGGCUCAGAAAAGAAUCCGCUCCAAGUUCAACAUUAGAUUUCCUAUUGCCACACUGUCACGCGCACUGCUAUUGUGUGGACAUUAGCUCCCGUCGUAUGACAACAAACUUCUUUCAUUAAAAAUAAACACUUGGGGCUGAAUUUCUGCAAUCUUGUCUUUGCGCCAAAAGAGCCUUGCUCUUCAUACCACAGCAUGUGGGAGUCAAAUAAAAAAGUCUGGGCCUCUUAUUUCUGCUCCGUCACUGCAAUCCCCCUUGAGGUUAAGUUAGGACACAGAUGAGAGCACCACCUGAAGUGGGUGGACAGGGUAGCUGGACAGAGUGUUAUUCCCCCAGCAGAGGGGAGAUAAGGGGGU
Molecule: messenger RNA, 4459 nt
Organism: Acanthopagrus latus (yellowfin seabream)
Lineage: Eukaryota; Metazoa; Chordata; Actinopteri; Spariformes; Sparidae
Product: cysteine-rich secretory protein 2-like
Exons: 7
Coding region: 1-933 (310 amino acids)
Cellular component (GO): extracellular region
Source: RefSeq, a predicted model, not a curated record